AAGUUCUCUCCGCGAAGAUGGCGGCGUGUAGACGUGUGCAGCGACUGCUGCUGUUGAUGUUGAUCUGCGGCUGGAUUGGUUCUGCUCAUGGAGGCAAAUUGGACACUGAAAACGCCGCAGAUAAUGCCGAAAGAGGUAAAAAUGCAGCGGGAGAGGGGAAAGCAGCGGCGCCGGAUGGGGCCUCCUCGGUGCGGCGCAGCGGCGGCUGGAAGCUCGCGGAGGAGGCGGCCUGUCGGGAGGACGUGAGCCGGAUCUGCCCCAAACACUCCUGGAACAACAACCUGGCCGUGCUCGAGUGCCUGCAGGACCGAAAAGACGAGACAGAGAUCGCUUCAGACUGCAAUCAUCUGCUGUGGAACUACAAGCUCAAUCUGACGACUGAUCCGAAGUUCGAGUCUGUCGCCAUUGAGGUGUGCAAGACCACCAUCAGUGGGAUUAAGGAGUGUGCCGCUGAGGAACGUGGGAAGGGUUACCUGGUGUCGUGUUUAGUAGAUCACCGCACCAACAUCUCCGAGUACCAGUGUAACCAGUACAUCACCAAGAUGACCAGCAUCGUCUUCAGCGAUUACCGGCUGAUCUGCGGCUUCAUGGACAAGUGCAAGGACGACAUCAACAAACUGCACUGUGGAAGCGUCAACACUGGAGAGAAGGUAAGCCCAGUGCAAGGACGCUCUUUCCACUCGUCAGAAGCUGAUCGCUCAGGACUACAAGGUCAGCUACUCACUGGCUAA
Molecule: messenger RNA, 731 nt
Organism: Sinocyclocheilus rhinocerous
Lineage: Eukaryota; Metazoa; Chordata; Actinopteri; Cypriniformes; Cyprinidae
Product: Golgi apparatus protein 1-like
Exons: 5
Coding region: 18-731 (237 amino acids)
Cellular component (GO): Golgi membrane
Molecular function (GO): fibroblast growth factor binding
Source: RefSeq, a predicted model, not a curated record